CCUGAAGGGGCGAAGCCGCGGGGAGCACCGGAGGUGGAGCCGGCCCGGCGGCCGCUGCUCCCGGGACCCAGCCCUACGCGCGCACCCGGGCUCCUGCUCAUGCGGGGCGCCCCCGGCCUGGAAGAGCUCUCCCGGCCCGGAGCAGCUCCAAGCAGCGGCCCCGGAGGAAGAAGGAGAAGAAGGAGAAGAAGGGACAGUGCUCAGCCUGGGCGACCCGGACCCUCCCCGCGGCGUUUGAAGCCCCGGGCUGUCCGGAGGACUUCGUCUGGUAUCGGCGCUGGGACUGGGGCAGCGCCAGCCUGGACCCCGAUCUAGACGCCCUCCCCCCCUGCGUGUGACAGGCGGCGGCAUCUCCACGCAGCCCGGUUCUUUGCCGUCUCUCUCUGCCCGGGGGGGCACUCCCGGUCAAGGGCUCCUCUGUAAUGAUAUGUCAUGGGUACUGUAUUUUUCCCUGCUUCAAGGAUGCUGAAAGGAAGCUUGGAGAGGAUUCUUGCCGGAAAGUACUAUGAGGGAGGCCGAGGAUUUCAUGCUCCGGACAGAGACACGACACUGGGAAUAGGGAUUGCUACUUCUGAGAGGAUGCUGGCAAUCUGCAGAGGGAGACGGAAAUUCCUGGCUGCCUCUUUGACUCUGCUGUGCAUCCCAGCCAUCACCUGGAUAUAUUUGUUUGCUGGGAGCUUCGAAGAUGGGAAGCCGGUGUCCCUGUCUCCGCUGGAUUCCCAGGCACACAGCCCAAGGUACACAGCCUCCAGCCAGCGGGAGCGAGAGAGCCUGGAGGUGCGCGUGCGAGAAGUGGAGGAGGAGAACCGUGCCCUCCGCAGGCAGCUCAGCCUGGCCCAAGGUCGUGGCCAGGGCCACCGCCGUGGCAACCACUCCAAGACCUACUCCAUGGAAGAAGGGACCGGGGACAGCGAGAACCUGCGGGCUGGCAUCGUGGCGGGCAACAGCUCUGAAUGUGGGCAACAGCCGGUUGUGGAGAAGUGCGAGACAAUCCAUGUUGCUAUCGUCUGUGCCGGAUACAAUGCCAGCCGGGAUGUUGUCACCUUGGUCAAGUCUGUCCUCUUUCACAGGCGGAAUCCUCUACACUUCCACCUCAUUGCUGACUCCAUUGCCGAGCAAAUCCUGGCCACCCUUUUCCAGACCUGGAUGGUGCCUGCCGUGCGUGUGGACUUCUACAAUGCAGAUGAGCUCAAGUCUGAGGUUUCCUGGAUCCCCAACAAACAUUACUCUGGGAUUUAUGGCCUGAUGAAGCUGGUCCUGACCAAGACUCUUCCUGCCAGCCUGGAGAGGGUCAUUGUCCUGGACACUGAUAUCACCUUCGCCACUGACAUUGCAGAAUUGUGGGCUGUAUUCCACAAGUUCAAAGGUCAGCAGGUGCUGGGCUUGGUAGAGAACCAGAGUGACUGGUACCUUGGAAACCUGUGGAAAAAUCACCGCCCAUGGCCAGCCCUUGGAAGGGGCUACAACACAGGUGUGAUUCUCCUGCUUCUGGAUAAGCUUCGGAAGAUGAAAUGGGAACAGAUGUGGAGGCUGACGGCAGAGAGGGAGCUCAUGGGCAUGCUGUCUACAUCCUUGGCUGACCAGGAUAUCUUCAAUGCUGUCAUCAAGCAAAACCCCUUUCUGGUGUAUCAGCUUCCCUGCUUCUGGAACGUGCAGCUGUCGGACCAUACUCGCUCCGAGCAGUGCUACAGAGACGUGUCUGAUCUGAAGGUCAUCCACUGGAACUCCCCGAAGAAGCUGCGGGUGAAGAACAAGCACGUGGAGUUCUUCCGCAACCUCUAUCUGACCUUCCUGGAGUAUGACGGCAAUCUCCUGCGGCGGGAGCUGUUCGGCUGCCCCAGUGAGGCUGAUGUCAACAGCGAAAAUCUCCAGAAGCAGCUGUCGGAGCUGGAUGAGGACGACCUGUGUUAUGAGUUCCGGCGAGAGCGCUUCACAGUCCACCGUACCCACCUGUACUUCCUGCACUAUGAGUACGAGCCGGCUGCCGACAACACGGACGUCACCCUGGUGGCUCAGCUCUCAAUGGACAGGCUGCAGAUGCUGGAAGCCAUCUGCAAACACUGGGAGGGGCCCAUCAGCCUGGCUCUGUACCUGUCGGAUGCUGAGGCCCAGCAGUUCCUCCGUUACGCCCAGGGCUCCGAGGUGCUCAUGAGCCGCCACAACGUGGGCUACCACAUCGUGUACAAGGAGGGCCAGUUCUACCCUGUGAACCUCCUGCGCAAUGUGGCCAUGAAGCACAUCAGCACCCCCUACAUGUUCCUGUCUGACAUCGACUUCCUGCCCAUGUACGGGCUCUAUGAGUACCUCAGGAAGUCUGUCAUCCAGCUCGACCUCGCCAACACCAAGAAAGCAAUGAUCGUCCCGGCAUUCGAGACGCUGCGCUACCGGCUCUCCUUCCCCAAAUCCAAAGCGGAGCUGCUGUCGAUGCUGGACAUGGGGACCCUCUUCACAUUCAGGUACCACGUCUGGACGAAAGGCCACGCACCCACAAACUUCGCCAAGUGGCGGACUGCCACCACGCCUUACCAGGUUGAGUGGGAAGCUGAUUUCGAGCCAUAUGUUGUCGUAAGACGAGACUGCCCUGAGUACGACCGGAGGUUUGUGGGCUUUGGCUGGAACAAAGUGGCUCAUAUCAUGGAAUUGGAUGCCCAGGAAUAUGAGUUCAUCGUGCUACCCAACGCCUACAUGAUCCACAUGCCUCAUGCCCCCAGCUUUGACAUCACCAAGUUCCGUUCCAACAAGCAAUACCGCAUCUGUCUCAAAACCCUGAAGGAAGAGUUUCAGCAGGACAUGUCCCGCCGCUAUGGCUUUGCUGCCCUGAAAUAUCUCACGGCUGAGAACAACAGCUAGCACCAAGAAAGUCACCACUAGGAAGAGACGUGCCACAGGGGAAGAGCCACUUGCUGUCUGGGGUCCAUGCCUUCAAAAAUUGAGCAAUGCUUUGUUUUGGUUUGGGUUUUAGUUUUGUUUUUUUCCUUGGUUUCUUUGGCCCCCACAAAGCUGCUCUCACUUCCAAGAUCAUGGACAAGGAUCCAGCCAGCCUCUGUUGCAUUCCCAGAGUAUAGGAAAGCAGUCCACCAACAGAGGGCACUGUAAGAAUGGGACACAAAAGGGCAGGAGAGAAUCAAGGGUUAUCAAGGUCCCAGGAAGCCACAUGCCCAGGCAGGGGCUUGGCGGUGAUUCUGUUGUCUUUUUAAUAAUGAUGGUUUCAUCCUAGGUGGGGAGAAAGUUUCGAGAGUGCUGGGAGUUAGUCUUCCCAGGAAAUAAAAGCAAGUUUUCUCUUCCUUCAAAGGAAACUUUCUUUUCCCUGCCACAUAGCUGGGUAGCCAAGGGGAGGGCAAGCCAAAGGACCUGAGCCAACCAUCCGGAAGAGCCCCAUGGAGACAUCGUAUGAGCAGGGACCUGGAGGUGAGGUAGAUCGGUUCUUUAUCACUCUUACGUUAUUUUGAUUUGUUUUCGUUCGGGGAUUUUGAUUUUUUUUUUUUUUUUUUGGUCUGGGAAUCCAAAAUAGAAAAUGUGAUCCUUAAGGCUCCCAAGGGAAAACCAUGCUGCCUGUGCCAGCAUCUGUCUAUCAGCUCUGACCCAGCAGGAAGGCCACGCAUCCCCAGCCAGUACUCCCCAGCCGCCAUGGGCAGUUUCCUUCAGGAUUAGCACUGAGGGCCCAUGACUGAGAAUCCAGGGCUACCACAGGGUGUGUUGGGAAUGGCAGACCUACCCCCUGAAUACCAGUCACAUUUUUGCUACGGGCAGAGACUUGGUCAUGAGGAAAGAGCGUUGAAAGGAACCAUUUCAGUGCAUAUGGAAGGUACUACGAGCCUCUCGGGCCUUCAGAAGAACUUGGAUUGUCAUGGGAGCCCAAUCUGGAGACUCAACACAGAGGCCUGAAGGCCACAGGGAAAGCAGGGUUGGGUUUCUCUGCGUUGUUCCCCGCUUGGCUGUGGAUGGGGGAGGUGAGGACCUCAAGUCUCCCCUCGGGACCUGUCUGAGAGUUGGCAAGCACCUCCCCUUGACGCAGUUAGAGGAGACACUGGACUUUUUACCCAUUUUCUUUACUCUUCACUAUUAAUGUUGUGUUUACAUUGAUGAGAACAAGAGUUAUUGCCCUACCCUCUGCUGGGCUGUUUGUAUUGAGUUGCCAUGUGACCACCGAAAGCUACAUUCAAUAAAGGAAAGUACAGACUGUU
Messenger RNA from Dipodomys spectabilis (banner-tailed kangaroo rat), 4184 nucleotides. It is a transcript of the gene Large1, whose product is annotated as LARGE xylosyl- and glucuronyltransferase 1. NCBI's taxonomy places the organism in Eukaryota, Metazoa, Chordata, Mammalia, Rodentia, Heteromyidae. The transcript is spliced from 16 exons. The coding region runs from base 433 to 2850 and encodes 805 amino acids. Gene Ontology annotation, molecular function: glucuronosyltransferase activity; xylosyltransferase activity. The record is from RefSeq and is a predicted model, not a curated record. Gene Ontology annotation, biological process: protein O-linked glycosylation via mannose.